Molecule: messenger RNA, 2448 nt
Organism: Paraglomus brasilianum
Lineage: Eukaryota; Fungi; Glomeromycota; Glomeromycetes; Paraglomerales; Paraglomeraceae
Source: the annotation of a GenBank genome assembly
AUGUCCAACCUGAACUCUACUAGCUCAAAUUCGAGCUCAGUGACAACAAGAACGGAUGCAAAUGUUUCAUCAAUCGACCAGUUGCUCGAUCUAAUUGAUUCCCAAUUACAAUAUCAAUCAACACAAACCUCAAAACAAGGAACAACAGGAGUUCAAUUUCCUCCUCCAACCUCAAUUCAUUCAUAUCCAGCAGCUCUCCCUUCUCCUUAUGUCACUCCUCCCCUGUCUGAUUAUUAUCCUCCCCCUCCCUAUACUAGUACUAGGAGUGAACCAUCACAUACCCCGUAUACAUAUACUCCCUAUACUAGUACUAGGAGUGAACCAUCACAUACCCUGUAUACAUAUACUCGCUAUACUAGUACUAGGAGUGAACCAUCACAUACUCCCCAUACUAGUACCCCGUACCCGUCUGAUUAUACUCCCCCGUCUGCUUAUACUAGGAUUACACCAACCUCUCCACCUCAACAGUGUGCAUCCCCAUAUACACCACUUCCACCACCUCAAGCAGGAAAAUCGUUGGCAAAAAAUGAUGCUCACUAUUCUCCAACACAAGUCCUGUCUUCAGCCACUAAUGGCAAGCCAGCCACCUCAAUUCAGCUCCCUCAACCAGCUCAAGCAGAAGAAUUGUUAGAUAAAAAUCAUCCACAAGAAACAGUCCUUUCUCCUAAUAACCUCACAACUCAGGCCCCUCAACCAGUUCAAGCAGAGGAAUCAUUGGAGAAUUAUCUUCGAGAGACAACAAAUGAUACUCACUAUUCUCCAAUACAAGCAGAAGAACCGCUGGAUAAAAAUCACCCCCCAGAAACAGAAAAUGAUGCUCACUAUUCUCCAAUACAAGUACCAUCUCCUAAUGGCGCUACCAGCAACAUCAUGCUAACCACAACUCAACCAGUUCAACCAGCUCAAGCAAGAGCUGCUCUCUUUUCCCUGCGAAACUUGAAUCCAGACACCACUAGAUCGCGACAUCAUUCAGUCAGACUCUCUACUUUACGACCAAUGGGACAAUUUGGUCAAUGUGAGGAAUGCAAAAGUACAAGAACAGGAUUCAAGUGGUGUCAAUAUUGCAACAGCGAAUUGUUUCAGAAGAACUUUGCAAAUUGGACAAGUGGCUCCAAGGAAAUCGACAAUUUUAUUCAAGGAGCUCAACUUAAGGCAAUCAAUGUCAGAUCUAUUCUGGAAUGGAUAGACUACGAAGAAUUCACUAACGUAAAGCAUCUUGCAAAUGGUGGUAACAGCUCAGUAUUUACAGCAUAUUGGCCUCGAGGGCCUAUUCAGACAUGGGACACAAAUACCGAUGAUUGGGAGCGAGGCUGGGGACAGGCAAAUUCAAACGUAAUCAUAUUGAAGCGUAUAAAAAAUUCUAAUAAAGUGACAACAGGCUUUCUAAACGAGUUGGGCGCAUAUCACCAAUUUAACACGUUGGUCUCACACGUCGUGCGUUGUUAUGGCAUUUCGUGCUGUCCAACCACUAACGAGUUCAUUGUCGUCACAUCGUAUGCUGAAGAUGGAGAUCUUCGGCAGUAUAUUUCCAAGAACUUUGAUAAUUUUACUUUACAGCGAAAAAUUAUCACUCUCAGAGACAUUGCAAGUGGCUUGGUGACCAUUCAUAAAGCAGGAUUGUUGCAUAAAGACUUGCACACUGGCAACAUUCUGCGAUCCGGUAGCUGGACAAUGAUAAGCGAUCUUGGUCUUUGCUGGAAUGAUGCUUCUGUGGCAGGAAAUGAAAAGACAGUUCAGGGUGUGCUUCCUUAUGUAGCACCAGAAGUUUUACGUGGAAGGCCGUAUACUCGGGCGGCUGAUGUUUAUAGUGUUGGAAUGAUUAUGUAUGAACUAUGGUCAGGCAGGCCGCCCUUCGAAGGAAUAGAUUAUGAUUUACCGUUAGCAGUAGAUAUAUGUUCAGGAACCCGUCCUGAAAUUACCUUGGACACACCCACCUAUUAUUCUAUAAUUAUGCAAGCUUGCUGGGAUCAAGACCCUGACAUGCGACCUACAUCGCGUGAAUUAGAAAGGACAUUUGACAGUUGGAUUGAAAAUAUUGCAAACGGAGAGCUGCUUAGUCCCAAGACUUUUGCCAACAAGAAAUCAGUCAAUUCGACGAUGCAAAAGGAUGAAUCUAGAUUAUAUAAUUCACCUGAACAUAGCACGAGUCAACCAAUUCCUCCACUACCUGCUGAUCAGCAUGAACUUUUAGAGGAACUGGAUGAACGUCGGGAAGCUUUAUAUAAACGCUGUCUUGACAAUCGACUCAUCGAAAUGGCUGAAGAAAGGUCCAAAAAUCAAGAACAAGUAAAUCCUAUGACAUGGACACGGGAACUCAAAACACUUGCUGAUGAAAUCUUUGGCAGUUCAGUAAACACAUUACCAAUUACACUUGAUAUGGUAAGAACUGGACCUGAGCCUACAAGAGCAGCGGACAAUAAUGGGAGACAAAAUAGGAGUAGUAAGUAG